CUCCGCCCACUCCUUUCCACGCGUGUUUGGAGCCCGGAGCAGACAGCAUGGCCUCUUCAGCCAAACGGAGAGCGGUGGGUUUGGGUGAAAACCCCGAGGACAGGGAGCACAGCUCGGAGGAGGAGUCCGAGGAGGACGGGGACUCCGGAGAGGAGGACAGCGAAGAUUCAGAAGAGGAAAUCAACGAGGAGGUCGUCGUGGACUUCGAGGCCCACGGCAUCACACACAACGACUUCAACGGGAUAAAGAAGCUCCUACAGCAGCUGUUUUUAAAAGCCCACGUAAACACAUCAGAACUGACUGACAUCAUCAUUCAGCAGAACCACAUCGGGAGUGUCGUCAGGCAAGCCGAGGUUCCAGAGGACAGUGACGACGAGGAUCCAGAUGAAGUGUUUGGAUUCAUCUCCAUGAUAAACCUCACAGAGAGAAAGGGCGUGCAGUGCGUGGAGGAGCUGAAGGAGCUGGUUCUGGAGCAGGCCCAGAGGAGCAGCAGUGAGGCCGACUGCGAGCGUCUGGAGAAGAUUCUGUCAGACCCGGGGAAGUCUGUGGGUCUCCUGCUGAGCGAGAGGUUCAUCAACGUCCCUCCACAGAUCGCUCUGCCCCUCCACAAACAACUGCAAGAGGAGAUGGCGGAGGCGGAGCGCACAAACAAACCGAGCGGGCGCUGUCACUACUGCCUCAUGAUCAGCAAAACCUGUAAAGAAACGUCUAAAACCAUCUCCAGAUCUGGACCCAGAGCGCCCCCUAAAGACGAGCUCAUGUUUGUGAACGCAGAGGAGGAGUUCUUCUACGAGCACGCCGUCCUGAAGUUCCAUUACUCUGUGGAGGAGGAGGCCGACUCGUGUCUGAGCGGACGCUGGUCCUUCGACGACGUUCCCAUGAAGCCGUUCAGGACGGUGAUGCUGGUGCCCAGUGAGAAGCUCCCGGCCGUUAUGGACAAGCUGAAGGAGUACCUCACCGUCUGACACAAUAAAGGACUCUACAAACACACAGUUACUCUCAGUCUCACCACAGAGGAACUUUUUAUUAUAUUUAAUUUUUAUAUAUAGUCAUUGGGUUCAGUUUAAUAUUUUUUGAGGACUUUUUUCGAUUCAAAAGCUAUAUAUACUGGAAGCCCAAUAUUUCACAAGUAGAUUCAUAAUUAUAAUGAAACCACUGAGUUUAAGAUUUAAAUAAAAACUUGAUAUAAAAUAAUAAAAUGUAAUGAGACCGUUUGGCUUGUGUUAAAGAUUCUGAAAUGAACCAGUUUGUAAUGUUACUAAAAAAAAAAGUCUCAGUGAUCACAAGUGCUAAGUUUGGACUCUGGCUGUUUCCUGAAUGAAACUAAACACAAACCGCUGUUAUUAAAACUAUUUUCACAGAAA
Messenger RNA from Boleophthalmus pectinirostris (great blue-spotted mudskipper), 1364 nucleotides. It is a transcript of the gene bccip, whose product is annotated as BRCA2 and CDKN1A interacting protein. The transcript is spliced from 7 exons. Lineage: Eukaryota; Metazoa; Chordata; Actinopteri; Gobiiformes; Gobiidae. Bases 48 to 965 code for a protein of 305 amino acids. The record is from RefSeq and is a predicted model, not a curated record. Gene Ontology annotation, cellular component: nucleus.